Molecule: messenger RNA, 717 nt
Organism: Peniophora sp. CBMAI 1063
Lineage: Eukaryota; Fungi; Basidiomycota; Agaricomycetes; Russulales; Peniophoraceae
Source: the annotation of a GenBank genome assembly
AUGUGGACAGUUGCCACCUCCGCAAUCUACCUCAUAACAGACCAACACCAUCCCCGACCCCAAGAACAACGAGGUUACCUCAUGCCACUAUACCGACGAAUAGGCUUGCCUCGGUGGCUAUCCCUGCGUAAGGUGCCGACAUUGGCUAUCGGCGGCGUAUUACAACUUCUGUUGCGUUUCUUCCUGACUUCGCUCGAGGUCUUGCGUAUUCCGACCGAUGAAUCUGCGCUUUGGAUAGGAUAUCUGAGGGAUAUCGAAAGCCUAGCUAUAGGGGCUUUUGAUGACGCUACGAGUGGUUUUGGUAAUCGUAAACGGCAGGCAGACAAAACGUCACAGUUUAUGGGAUUGCCUGCUGCGACCAGACACGCCUCGCGUCGAAGAAGCAAGCGGACUUUCCUUUUCGUUCUACAGAACGUAGAUGCAGCCCCGCCGCAUGCUGAUGCUCCGCGACUUGCCGGGCCUUGCUCACUGGGGCAGGUCAUACUCCCCAAUAUCUUCCCAUGUUCCGACUUUCUGACGCAUAAGCCCGGGCAGACCUUCGGGCGAUCGCCAGACCUAGGGCCGGGACCCAUUUACAGCAUACGUUCCGGCCAAUGCUCUCCGGAGGAGGUCCACAGCCAGGUCCUGGACCUGCGUCGAUCAGGCGCUGCUAUACGAACUGUCGUGCCCAUGAGACCUAUCAGGUCAUUCAGCUUUGGGCGCUUUCUUCUGCAAUGA